AUGGGAUUCCGCUCCAGAGUCAACCUGCUGGGCUACCUGUGUAGCGCCGCGGUCGCCCGCGGAGACGUAGCCACCCGGCUCAUCAACUCCCGCCUGCUGGCCGUGUUGACACAUCAGCUGCAGCAGGCCCCUUCCUGGGAUGUGAGAAGCAAGGUGCUCAGAGUCAUCGGCCUGUUGGCUCAGCAUUGCACCAUCCUCAGUGAGGAAACGCCCACCUCUGAGGUGGUGUGUGCAAUAACAGACCUCCUUAGAGACAACCUGAGGAACAACAAAGCAAAGCAGUGCCUGUUGCCACCACUAGGGGAGCUCCUCUAUCGCAUUGCAUCCCAGGUAGGUAUUAUGAGCAAACACCGGAAUGGUCUUCCACUAGCUCGGAAUGCUUUGUAGGAUAUUAGCUAUGUUUUCUUUAUACACAAAUGUCCAUAUUAUUUAAACCAAUUUUAUUUUAUUAGAUUCCCCUUUAAUGAUCGUAAGUGGUCCAAGGCAAGCACAAGUAUACGCAUCUCAAGUGCAGUCCGCUACCCUGAAGCACUGGUCCAGCAUGACAGGACUACGUUAAUAAAGACAAAGACAAAAGGGCUUCUUAACGACCAAUAAAAUGCUCUUCAGACGGCUGCAA
This is a messenger RNA of Gadus chalcogrammus (walleye pollock), 619 nucleotides long. Its product is annotated as serine/threonine-protein kinase ULK4-like. Bases 1 to 387 code for a protein of 128 amino acids. The transcript is spliced from 5 exons. The record is from RefSeq and is a predicted model, not a curated record. Lineage: Eukaryota; Metazoa; Chordata; Actinopteri; Gadiformes; Gadidae.